Corvus hawaiiensis (hawaiian crow) is the source of this 1055-nucleotide messenger RNA. It is a transcript of the gene PSMA2, whose product is annotated as proteasome 20S subunit alpha 2. Bases 66 to 770 code for a protein of 234 amino acids. NCBI's taxonomy places the organism in Eukaryota, Metazoa, Chordata, Aves, Passeriformes, Corvidae. The transcript is spliced from 8 exons. The record is from RefSeq and is a predicted model, not a curated record. Gene Ontology annotation, biological process: ubiquitin-dependent protein catabolic process. Gene Ontology annotation, cellular component: proteasome core complex, alpha-subunit complex; proteasome core complex.
AGCGGGAGCGGCGUCCGCGCCUGCGCCGAGGAGCCGGCGCGGGGCGUGCAGGGGCUGGUGCCAAAAUGGCGGAGCGCGGCUACAGCUUCUCCCUCACCACCUUCAGCCCUUCUGGAAAGCUUGUUCAGAUUGAAUAUGCUUUGGCUGCAGUAGCUGCAGGAGCUCCAUCAGUUGGGAUUAAAGCUGCAAAUGGAGUGGUAUUGGCAACUGAGAAGAAGCAGAAAUCCAUUCUAUAUGAUGAAAGAAGUGUCCACAAAGUAGAACCAAUUACCAAACAUAUAGGUUUAGUGUACAGUGGUAUGGGUCCAGAUUACAGAGUACUUGUGCACAGAGCUCGGAAGCUGGCCCAGCAGUAUUACUUGGUUUAUCAUGAGCCCAUUCCAACAGCUCAGCUAGUACAGAGAAUUGCUUCUGUGAUGCAGGAGUAUACGCAGUCUGGUGGUGUUCGUCCCUUUGGUGUAUCACUGCUAAUAUGUGGCUGGAACGAAGGGCGGCCGUAUUUAUUUCAGUCGGAUCCAUCUGGAGCUUAUUUUGCAUGGAAAGCAACAGCAAUGGGAAAAAAUUACGUCAAUGGGAAAACAUUUCUUGAGAAAAGAUACAAUGAAGAUUUGGAGCUUGAAGAUGCCAUUCAUACAGCUAUCUUAACACUAAAGGAGAGCUUUGAAGGGCAAAUGACAGAAGACAACAUUGAAGUUGGCAUCUGUAAUGAAGCUGGUUUUAGGAGGCUCACUCCUACUGAGGUUAAGGACUACUUGGCUGCAAUAGCCUAGUAGAAACUGAGCUAGACUGUGUGGUUCACACAAAGGUCUUUUUAAUUUUGGCUACUUAAAUGUUUUUCUUUGCAGUUUUUGCAUACUUAUUUCUACAUGGUUUGUCUGAGAGAUUUUUUAAACAUCAUGGGUGCAAAUACAACGGUCCUUGGUAUUGUAAUACAUGGAAUCUUGUUAAGGAUAAUUCUUUCCCUUGAUACACAAAAUACUGUACAAAAUGUAAAGUUAUAGUGACAGCUUGGAAAAGGCUAAAGAAUAAAAUCAAAGGCCACUGUUUUGGGGGAA